GGAAUCAUUCGUUAUAUUCUUUCCAUCUGUAACAAAACGUACUACAAUGUUGCCUUUCACAAAAUAUGGACAACCCACAGACGUUCAAUAUCAUCAAUUCUGAUCGUGGUUCACACCAACUUUAUUAUGAAAGAGUAGAUUCAUGCUCAAUUUGGCGAAAGUGUCUACAGUAUCGUCACCGUGUCAAGGAUUUGAAAGUCUUGAACCCGUACCGUGAGAAAAUACUUCAAAUGCCACGUUUCCUACGAAAACUGCGUUGUCGUAAUCCUGGUGGUAUUCAUAGCAAACAGGCGUCACCAUUCAGUGACACCAGGAAGAGUUCCCAAGACCCUAUCACAUCCGUUAAGGGCGCGGGGACAUCAAGCGCCGGAGACCAACUCCUCGCACCAAAUCCACUCUUACCUACACAGCUCUCUCCUAAGAUUCUCGACUCAGCUCCACAAAAGGUAUGUGUAGAGGCUUCAAAAUGCGAAACAAUACUUGGGGAGCCUGCAACAGGAAAAAUUCUGUCUCCUGAAUAUAAUGCAAACUAUAAUCCACAUCGACCAUACACACCAUCAAACUCAAACCCAAACCACGAAAUUGGUAUGGCUUUAACCACGACACAAACAAUAUUGAACUAUUCAAGUUCCCAACAAGCCAUUCGAAACGACAACGUCCAAAAGAGAAGCAACAGGGAAGACCAUGGUAGUGUCAGAUCCAAUGGUAGGUCUUCUUGGGGGAUUCUGCAGAUUGGAGAGGAAACGAAAGGCACCGGACUUGUAGACAUAUCUACAUUAAUAUCACCAUAUCCUCAGCCGAAGAGAAAACUCGUUACCCACAGGAUUCCUGCAGAUGAAGUUGAGCACCAUCCUUUGCCACAGUCAGCUUCGACAAAGAACUUGGUUCAAUUAUUGGAGAUCGAGGCUUCUUGGCAGGAGCAGGAGAAGGAGGAAAUGGAAAAGAUAACACAUCACACUGUGAAUUCACGAAAACCUAGAACACCAAGGGAUUCUAGAAGGUGUGGACAAGUUUGGAAUAGUGAGGAAACGAGGAAGAGUUUCCUUGCGAUAGAAGCUCUUGAUACACCCGCUUUAGGAUUGAGACUCGCUUGAGUCAUUUCAUAUUGUAUAAGUAAAAGAAUUUGUACAUUAGAUUGUCA
Molecule: messenger RNA, 1141 nt
Organism: Botrytis cinerea B05.10
Lineage: Eukaryota; Fungi; Ascomycota; Leotiomycetes; Helotiales; Sclerotiniaceae
Exons: 2
Coding region: 66-1094 (342 amino acids)
Source: RefSeq, a predicted model, not a curated record